UCUUUACACGCUUGGUGGAGUGGGAGGCACCGGGGCCGACCCGGGCAGACCGGGGCGUCCCUUCCCCGGGCCCACCGUCCGGUGGAGAAGGAGCACAGAAUGAGAUCAACAGAUCCGUAGAAUUCUAGCUACAGAGGAACAAGUUAGAGGCCGCUGGGUUUUGUUUGACACAGGGUCUCCCCAUGUGUAGAAUUCUCGAUCCUCGUGUCUCCGCCUUCGGAGGAGCUGGGGUCACUGGCUGGCCCUCUCGUAGCCUUCUGUGAUAUUUUGAAUAUUUAUUUUAAUGAGAAAAUCUUGACUUAGGACAGGGAAGCCUCUUUUUUUUUUUUUUAAUGAACUGACUGAGACGCGAUCUAAGAUCUGUUACACAGAAGGGAGGGAAACCUUCGAAGCAGCUAGAAUAAUCACCGAAGGCGGCUUUGCCUCGGGGAGGCCUGACUAGUGCUGUACCACUGCGCUACAACCCCAGCUCCUCAAAAACAGGGACCUCUCUAUCACUACAGAUGCUCGGCACUCAGUAAGCGACUGUUGAAUAAGAACGUGUCCAUCUUUAAUUCCGAGUGCUCAUCACGACACAGUAAUGAAUGAUUUGCAGCUGGACCCCGGCCCAGACCAGGAAGGCAACCUGCAUCAUGUGGUUACUAAUUGCUCUUCAUUUACCUAUUGAUGCCUCCCAAAAAGAGACUCCAAAGACAGUCCCGCAAAGCCCAGCUGCUAUUCCACCAACCGCCACUGGAGGGCGCCAAACACCAUUAUGACUCUCUCCAGCAGCCCAUUACCCACACUGUCCAGGUGCCCAGCAAGCCCAUAGAUCAGGGCACCAUCACAUCCUGGGUAUUACCUCAGUUUGAUACAAAAGCCGAAAGCCAGUUUCCAGCACACCGGAAACAUCGUCCCCGAGACCAGGCAAGGCACUUAACUCGGAGAUCUACCUGUAAGUUCCCGCGUCUAACCUUUGAGAGUCCACCAUCUUCCAGUUCAGAGACAUUGUUGCUAUCCUUGAACAGAGAAGAGCCCUGUCAAGCAGAAAAGGACACCCCCAGAAGGCCUUUAGUGCCACUGCUCAGUCCCCAGAGCUGUGGGGACCUGUCAGUGCAUGCACUUCAAAGCUUAGCUCAUGUGUUCAUGCCCCCUGAUAUCCAGACCCCGGGAUCAUCUGUGAGAGAAGAUCCCGUUUCCCCCGAUCAGAAGGAAAACAGCCUUGCAGGAUGCAUCCUUGGCCCUACAACUCCCAGCAGCCCAGAGCCGGGCCCUGUUCUGGUCAAGGACACCCCUGAGGAGAAGUAUGGGAUAAAGGUCACAUGGAGACGCAGAAGGCACCUGUUUGCUUACCUCAAGGAGAAAGGGAAGCUGGACAAGAGCCAGUUCCUUGUGAAGAUCUGACUGGAUGUCACAGACUUCAGUUCAUCUCAAAGCUGCUCAUGGUCGCCGUCGUCUCUAAAGUCUCUUCUCUGGCUUGAGAAUGACAUGGAGUGGACACCAAUAGGAGGAAGACUUAGCUGGAGGCCUGGAGUUGGAAGUCGGUUUCUAGAUUUGCUUUUUAAGCCACCUCAUAUCGGGAAGAGUUGAAUUUAGUGUCUUGAACUGUUGGUAUUUUACUCAUAGUAACUGUUUAACCUCUGAAGUAUCUUGUACUGUUUACAAUGUUUGUAAAUAAAUGGCUGCCCCGAGUUUUUA
Messenger RNA from Peromyscus leucopus (white-footed mouse), 1677 nucleotides. RefSeq names its product RAD9-HUS1-RAD1 interacting nuclear orphan 1 (gene Rhno1). The transcript is spliced from 4 exons. Lineage: Eukaryota; Metazoa; Chordata; Mammalia; Rodentia; Cricetidae. The record is from RefSeq and is a predicted model, not a curated record. Gene Ontology annotation, cellular component: chromosome; nucleus. Gene Ontology annotation, biological process: cellular response to ionizing radiation; recombinational repair; DNA damage checkpoint signaling. Bases 667 to 1383 code for a protein of 238 amino acids.